UGAAGGGGGGUGCCCCAAUUAUUUUUCUCAUGGCCUCGACUUUUGUUCCGUCAAGGCUUCCACCAGUGGGGAAAGCGAAGCACGGGAAGAAGAGCGGAAGCAGCGGAGCGUCCGUGCAAGCUCACUCGGUCUUGCGUCGACACCUCGCUCACCUUCGCGCAGAUCGAGACACGCCCACCUUUGGCCAAGCGUCGGGGGUCGCCACCGCGAGCUUUAAAUUUUUAUUUACAGCCCCGGACAACUCCACUCGUCCUCGACGUAUUUCCUUCGCACUUCAAAAGGAAAAGGGCGAAGAGAGCGACACGUGCUUGACAACCACCGGCCGGUCGCGAGAUCUUUAGCAACAGUGGCCCAACGCCCCGAGCCCACAGCCAUGCUGAACCACCGCGGGGAGCGGAUCAUGCCGCUGCCGUACCGCCCCAUGCCCAAGAGUAAGGCCAAGACGCGCAAGCUCUCGGUCAUGGAGGGCGAGUACGAGCACGUGCACCUGACCAAGAAGCAGCGCAGCGAGUACAACCUCGAGCCUGAGCUGGAACCCGCCGUUUUGGCCAUGCAUCGCCAGGAAAGCACCGAGAGGAACUCCCCUUUCGACCUGCACCUACAAGCCGUAUACGAGGGGAACGCAGAGGACGGACUGCAGUUCUUCGAGUCGCACGGCUACUACGACAUCAGCGACGCCAACACGGUGGAGAUGUUCCGCCAGAACUUCGGCCUUGGGGAGGGAUUCUGGCUGGGAAGAGAGGAAGAAGAGGAGGAUUUGGUCUUCGACACUCCCAUCCCUGCCGUCUACCCCUUUGGCUCUCAGCAGCAGAUCCUGAGCUCCAGGAACCUGCUGCACCGUGAACGCACGAACUCUGGCAGGUUCACGUUACUGGACGACGACGGCAACGAGGUGGACGAACACACACUCUGGGAACUGGAGCGUGAGGACAGACUCAAAGCCAAGAGCCUGGAACUCGACGACGACGACCUCGCUGAGCUUGCCAAUGAUGAAGUCAUUAUGGUGCAAGCGAUCACAUUCAUUCGCUCCGAGAAGAUCCAGUUGCAACAGUUCUUCUUGCAGGCCUUUCAGGAGGAGCAAGCCCGAACAGCUCACAUCCCUGGCCCUGUAUUGAGGCAACCACAGCGGACAGAACUACCGCCGCCCAUGCCUCCUGCAGAUCUGGAACUACCGCCCUACUGUGGCUAUGUGAACUUGUUGAAGGACACGAUCCCCUUCUUGAUGCGUAGCUGGCACAAACGCUGGUUCUACCUGGACUUCCAGGCCGGUGUAGUGCUCAUGUACAAGCGCAGCUACUGGAAGAGUCCGCGUGGAGUCAUUGACUUGCGCAACGUGGCUCACAUUGAAAAGAUGAGCCAGGGAGACUUCCGCAUUGAGUUCCACGACACUGGAGCUGACGCUCCGGCGAUGAUGCUCAUGCGCUCCAAGACGCCCGAAGAAGCGGAGCUGUGGGUGAAUUUGAUGCGUUUUGCCAAGCAGGCGUCGCGUGGUGCACCGCGUCUGACGAACACCAUCAUGGACAACACUAAAGCGCUAAUGAAGAAGGCUAACAAGAAGAACCAGGUGGAUAUCUUGGCACAGCUGUUGCAAAACUCAGCUAACAAUGCGCCGUCGAGCAACCUCCGAGCAAUCGCUCAGGCCUCGGCAGUAGCAGCAUCUGCUGUCUCCAGACGCAAUAGCAAACCCAACAGACACCACAAUGCGCUCACGGCAUAGGAUCGCACACACACACAUGGUGGGAAGUCACAUCAGAUGACCAAGACGAGAAAAAACACAAGACAAGUGAAAACUGUCAAAAGAGUUUAAAACCUCUUUUGUCCAGAAAAAAAAACACACACACUCAAGCGCGCAGGAGCUCUCUAUCUAUUUCCCGUUCCAAGUGUACAAGAGCUUCCAGCGUUCUGCCUCGACAUGUUCAUAGCCAACCCAUUCCCCCACCACACAACCAACUCGACGAGCCCAAUUAGGCGGCGCGUAUCUCGUUCCGCUUUAUCGGACUCUUGUCAUCUUUGCAGAAACAAGGGAAAAAUACAAUAUUUUCUGUAGCUGUAAGAAAA
This is a messenger RNA of Phytophthora nicotianae INRA-310, 2058 nucleotides long. RefSeq lists its product as hypothetical. The transcript is spliced from 2 exons. Bases 374 to 1717 code for a protein of 447 amino acids. The record is from RefSeq and is a predicted model, not a curated record. NCBI's taxonomy places the organism in Eukaryota, Oomycota, Peronosporomycetes, Peronosporales, Peronosporaceae.